UGCAGCAGCCCAGAAGUGAGCGUCGAGCCACAGCAGGUGGCAGUAGGACCCAGAGGAAUCCUUUGGCUGCAAGUGAAGAGUCACAGGCAUUGAGCUCAGAGAGAUUCCUGCUAAAGAGAGGAAAGCUGCAUCUGAGGGAAGCAGGGGGGUCUGAGGCAGCCGGUGAUGGGAGCAACAGUGCUGUAAGGAGAUGAUCUGCUCCAUCUGUCUGACCAGCAUCUGAUACUGCAAGCCCAGGGCGGAGGCAGAGGAGGCCGGGGUGUAAACAAACAGCUGUACACGGCAUGAGGAAGAGUUGGCCAUAAAAUUACCAAAGGAGGGGUCCAUCACGAGAAGCACUAUGACUGAUGGGGACUAUGACUAUCUGAUCAAGCUCCUGGCUCUGGGGGAUUCCGGAGUCGGGAAAACGACAUUUCUGUACCGAUACACAGACAACAAGUUCAAUCCUAAAUUCAUCACAACAGUGGGAAUAGACUUUCGGGAAAAGAGAGUGGUAUACAGCAAUGCAGGACCAGGCAACACUCAUGGCAAAACUUUCAAGGUGCAUUUGCAACUCUGGGACACUGCUGGGCAAGAACGGUUCCGAAGCCUUACCACAGCGUUUUUCAGAGAUGCCAUGGGCUUCUUGUUGAUGUUUGAUCUCACUAGCCAACAGAGCUUCUUGAAUGUCAGAAACUGGAUGAGCCAACUUCAAGCAAACGCUUAUUGCGAGAAUCCCGACAUGGUAUUGAUUGGCAACAAGGCCGACUUGUCAGACCAAAGAGAGGUAAAUGAAAGGCAAGCAAAGGAACUUGCAGAUAAAUACGGUAUUCCCUAUUUUGAGACAAGCGCCGCUUCUGGGCAAGAUGUGGAGAAGUCAGUGGACAUUCUUCUGGACUUGAUAAUGAAACGAAUGGAACAGUGUGUGGACAAGACCCAAGUACCAGAUGCUGUUAAUGGUGGGACCCCUGGGAAACUAGAUGAAGCCAAGCCAGAAGGAAGGAAGUGUGCAUGCUAAGAUAAUCUACAAACUGGGAGAAUCAGAUAUACCAAUGGGCAAAUGGCUGAGCAAAACCACUUUCCCAGGAACCCACCGGGCCACUGACCUGUGCUCUUCUGCCAUUAAUCUAUUCCUAACAUUCCAAAAGAGACUCUCCCCCUGGGAUUUCCCUUGGUACUGUGUAGCAGUGGUGGUGAUCGGGUUGGUUUGGUAUUUGAGGAAUACUCAGAGUUGCUAUUCACACUAGUUACUCAUCACUGCUAUAUGGCAAUGCACUUGUGAAGGAAUUGUCAACCAUGAGAUGCACAUUGAAAGGAAAUAUAAAGAGGAAAAAGCUGUUACUACUGUAUAACGCAACGAAAAAUAUUCUAUUUUGGUGUUGUUACAGGUCAGAUUUUCAUUGUGCCAUUCGCUGCAAGCCUCCUCCCGUAUUGCAAGCACGUGAUUGAAUUAGGCAAUACCGGCUUCUGUUUUAUUACCACUGAGUCAUGUAUUAUAUGGACUUUGUGCUGUUAACAUGGAAAAAAAGUAAAAUAAGUCCUGUCUUAUACGUGGAGAAAAAUCCUGCUCAACUGUUUGUGGCUGAUUCUACGGUAUCUGUUCAAUGUUAGCGCUUGGCAUCUCUUUAUUGCUAUUGGCAAAACAAUUAUCAAAAGUGCUGUUACAAUCAGGGGCUUGGUGAGCCUCAUCUGAAUGUUGACCAUACGCUGUUUAAUGAUAGCCACAACUCUCUCGGGUGCUUAAAUGUUUCAAUUCAAGGAGUCGGCGCACGCAGGAAGAAUAGACAUGACCCGGCUGGACGCUAUGGAAUUUCCUUUUCCUCCAUCUUUGGGAAAUGGUCUACAUAUUGGGAUUUAAAAGGUUGAAAGUUCUAUUCUAAUUUCUGUCUAAAAUUUAACGGCCGCUGUUAAAACUAUUAAAGAAAAAUAUAUUACCUGUUUAUAAAAACAUAACCGUCCAUUUAUUUUUCCAUUUGAGUAGUAUGUAUAGUGUCAGGCCAUGGUUUAUUGUGUGUGCACAGAGCUGUCUAUAUGUUUGUAUUGAUAUGGGUGGGUAUUUUCUUUGAAUGAUUAAACUCAUUAUAAAAAAAAAAAA
This is a messenger RNA of Xenopus laevis (African clawed frog), 2074 nucleotides long. RefSeq names its product RAB27B, member RAS oncogene family S homeolog (gene rab27b.S). The transcript is spliced from 8 exons. Gene Ontology annotation, cellular component: membrane; cytoplasm; late endosome. NCBI's taxonomy places the organism in Eukaryota, Metazoa, Chordata, Amphibia, Anura, Pipidae. Bases 341 to 997 code for a protein of 218 amino acids. Gene Ontology annotation, molecular function: GTP binding; G protein activity; GTPase activity. The record is from RefSeq and is a predicted model, not a curated record.